Messenger RNA from Melanaphis sacchari, 1991 nucleotides. RefSeq names its product U3 small nucleolar ribonucleoprotein protein MPP10. The transcript is spliced from 12 exons. Gene Ontology annotation, biological process: rRNA processing. The coding region runs from base 114 to 1991 and encodes 625 amino acids. The record is from RefSeq and is a predicted model, not a curated record. Gene Ontology annotation, cellular component: nucleus; small-subunit processome; Mpp10 complex. Lineage: Eukaryota; Metazoa; Arthropoda; Insecta; Hemiptera; Aphididae.
CGUGGUUGAGCAUUUGAGUUCAAUGCUGUGUUAAUUAUUAGUUAUUUUAAAUUUUAAUUAUUACUACUGUGUUUAUAUUUUAAUUGACCGAUACAUAGAAUUAUCCUCUCAAAAUGGCAAAUGUAGAUUUUAUUGCAACGUUCCAAAAGUUAACUGUGAAUCCAUUAGACUAUCUAGAUGUGCAAACCAAUGUUGCUGAAGAGACGACUAAUUUGUUGAAACAAUUGUAUGAUACUACUAAGAGUAUUGAAACAAUAACUAACAAUUCCAAUGAUGACACUCUGCCUGAGUUAAUAGUCAAAGAUUUUGAUGAAGAACAAAUAUGGCAAGAACUGGAAUUACAAAACUCAGCUCGAUUGAAACUAUUGGCCAAUACUAUUCAAGGGUUCACAAAAAAUGAUUUAAUUUACCUUGAUGAAUCUAAAAGUGCACAAACAAAAAAAAAUCUAAAAGUUACAAAAUCAAUUAAUGAUAAAACUAAAAUAAACAGUAAGUUGUUGAACAAAAAUAAAUUAUUUUUGGGAUGUUUGGAGAUUGAUGAUAAUGAUGAUGAAGACAAUGGGGAUGAUGAAGAUGAUGAAGAUAAUAACGAUGAUGAAGAUAAUGGCGAUGAAGUUGAUAUAGAAAGUGAAGAUGAAGAUAAUAUUUUUGACUUAGAAGAGGCAGAACCUUCAACUAAUAAACAAACAUUUAAAAAGUCAGUAGUCGACGAUGAAUUUUUCAAAUUAUCAGAAAUGGAAAAAUUUUUAUUAUCAGAGGAAAAAUUGGAGACUUCCAAAGAUAAACCAAAAUCCCUAGAAGAUGAUGUUGACAUGUUUCAAGACCUACAAUCUGAAAAUGAAGACGAAGAUAAUUUUGGUCCUAUGUAUGAUGAAUAUUUUGAAAAACAAAAAAAUGAAUCUAAAAAAAAAACCAAAUCAAAAAAAAGUGUAAGAUUUGAAAUGGAUGAAGAAAAAAGUGAAGAUAAUGAAGAAGACACUAAUGAACCUAAUGACAAUAAUAACAAACAAUUAUCAACACUAGAAAUGAGAUCAGAGCGAAUUAACAAACGAAUAGCAAAAUUGGAAGAAGAAGCCAUUUCUGAUAAUAAACCUUGGGCUUUGAAGGGUGAAGUUGCAGCUAAAGACCGUCCUCAAAAUUCUUUAUUAGAAGAGGCUGUUGAAUUUGAUGUUUGUACUCGUCCAGCACCAAUUAUUACUGAAGAAACGACAGUAAAAUUGGAGGACAUCAUUCUACAAAGAAUAAAGGACAAAGCGUGGGAUGAUGUAGAGCGAAAAAUAAAACAAACAAAUACACCUCAUGAAUUUAAAAAACAAUUAGUUUUAAAUCAAGAAAAGAGCAAAGAAAGCUUAUCCCAAAUUUAUGAAAAAGAAUUCAUCAAACAAAGAGAAGCAGCUGAUCCAGAAAAUAAAAAUAAACUUGAAGAAGUUCCAAAAGAGCAUAAAGAAAUUGAUUUAAUGAUUAAAGAAUUAUUUAGAAAAUUAGAUGCACUCACAAACUAUCAUUAUACUCCUAAACAGGCUAUUCCUGAUUUGAAAAUUGUCAAUAAUUUACCAGCUAUAUCAAUGGAAGAAGUAGCUCCAGUUGCUACAACUGAUGCCUCAUUGUUAGCACCAGAAGAAAUACAAAGAAAAUUCAAAGCACCAGUUCUUGGCAAGGAAGAACGUACUAGUACAGAUAAAAAACGUGAACGUCGAAAGAAAAAGCACUUGCAGCAUAAGAAGCGCAUCAUAAAAGAAUCUAAUCUCAAGGAAAUGGAAAAAAAUGGGUUUAAACCUAAGCAUAAUAAAGAUAGUGCUCAAAAAGAACUGAAACGAUUAACCAGUAGUGGGCAUCAAGUUAAAGAAUUAAAAUCUGUGGAUGAUAAAAGUAUGAAAUCAUCUAAAGAUUUCUUUUCAAGACUUCAGGAUCAAGCAAGAAAUGAAAUUGAUGGAAAGAAAAGAACUAUGAAGCAAAAUAAUAGAAAUAAUACUAAAAAAUUUAAAAAAUAA